This is a messenger RNA of Callithrix jacchus (white-tufted-ear marmoset), 1896 nucleotides long. Lineage: Eukaryota; Metazoa; Chordata; Mammalia; Primates; Cebidae. The record is from RefSeq and is a predicted model, not a curated record.
CACAAGCCAGCGCCGCGGCCAUUGGCCACUGUUGAGGAGCAUAUUGAUGACGCAACCUAGAAAGAGGAAGUGGCCACUACGGAAGCGUUCUGGGCCAGAAAGACUGCCAGUUUGGAGCUGCUUGCUGUGGGGAGGGAAUGAAUGGGCGCUGGGAACACGCCCGCGAGGUUGGGACGCGCAGGCAGUAGCGAGGUCCUUAGCGUGUGAGUGGCCGGGGUUGGGUCGCUUCCCCGCAGCAUGGAGGACGAUGCACCAGUGAUCUACGGGCUGGAGUUCCAGGCACGUGCUUUAACACCUCAAACUGCAGAAACAGAUGCCAUUCGCUUUUUGGUUGGGACGCAGUCUCUUAAAUAUGAUAAUCAGAUCCACAUCAUAGACUUUGACGAUGAAAAUAACAUGAUAAAUAAAAAAGUCCUCCUCCAUCAAGCGGGUGAAAUCUGGCACAUCAGUGCGAGUCCUGCAGACAGAGGCGUGCUGGCGACCUGCUACAAUAGAACUUCAGACAGCAAAGUCCUGACAUGUGCAGCCGUGUGGAGGAUGCCGAAGGAAUUGGAAUCAGGCAGCCACGAGUCCCCUGACGAUUCAUCCAGCACUGCGCAGACCCUGGAGCUGCUCUGUCACCUUGACAACACAGCCCACGGCAACAUGGCCUGUGUCGUGUGGGAGCCAAUGGGAGAUGGGAAGAGAAUCAUUUCAUUGGCCGAUAACCAUAUCCUGCUGUGGGAUCUACAGGAGAGCUCAAGCCAGGCUGUGCUGGCCAGCUCAGCGUCUCUGGAAGGAAAGGGACAGCUGAGGUUCACCUCAGGGCGGUGGAGCCCUCACCACAACUGCACCCAGGUGGCCACAGCCAGUGACACCACCCUUCGUGGCUGGGACACCCGGAGCAUGAGCCAGAUCUACUGCAUAGAGAAUGCCCACGGCCAGCUGGUGCGGGACCUUGACUUUAAUCCCAAUAAGCAGUACUACUUGGCCAGCUGCGGAGACGACUGUAAGGUGAAGUUCUGGGACACCCGAAAUGUCACCGAGCCCGUGAAGACCCUGGAGGAGCACUCCCACUGGGUGUGGAACGUCCGCUACAAUCACUCUCACGACCAGCUGGUCCUCACUGGCAGCAGCGAUAGCAGAGUCAUGCUCUCCAACAUGGUGUCCAUCUCAUCGGAGCCCUUUGGCCACCUGGUAGAUGACGACGACAUCAGUGACCAGGAGGACCACCGUUCCGAAGAGAAGAGCAAGGAGCCUCUGCAGGACAACGUCAUUGCCACCUACGAGGAGCACGAGGACAGCGUCUACGCCGUGGACUGGUCCUCAGCUGACCCGUGGCUGUUUGCCUCCCUGAGUUAUGACGGGAGGCUGGUUAUCAACAGGGUCCCCAGGGCCCUGAAGUACCACAUCCUGCUCUAACUCGAGGCUGUGGGUUAUCCAGGUUCCACCGCGUGGUUAUCCUCGAGGCUGUGGGUUAUCCAGGUUCCACCGCGUGGUUAUCCUGGUGGCUGUGGGUUAUCCAGGUUCCACCGCGUGGUUAUCCUGGUGGCUGUGGGUUAUCCAGGUUCCACCGCGUGGUUAUCCUCGAGGCUGUGGGUUAUCCAGGUUCCACCGCGUGGUUAUCCUGGUGGCAGUUUCUCACACAGUCGCGGCUCUUCGGAGGUGAUUGGUCUUCCAGGUGACUUCCGCUCUGGGAGAGCUGUGUGGCCUUCCUCCAGCUGCAGCGUUUAUGAAUGGGGUGGACGGGCUGCUGUCCAUGGCACAGACCCUGUCAGUGGAGGCGGAACCCCAUGUUGUUAUGUGAAUAACAUGUUUUCUGUUUCAGGGGUGUUGAGAGUUUCUCUUUUUAAAAAAAGUCUGUCCCUGUCAGAGUAAUUCUUCUUUCUCUUGAGAAUAAAACAUGAACUAAGUCCA